GGACAACAUCCAAUCUUAAAAAACAUCUCAAACUGCAUAAGGGCAGAGUACCUGAAUUGAAUGAACCAGGUGUAAAAGAGGGUGCCACUGUUCUAGAUAUGUUAAAUCGGAAUUGUCAUCGUGAACCCUUUAAUCAACAAAAAUUUACUAAUCUUAUUAAAAGUUGGGUUAUAAAACGUAAUCGAUCAUUUCAAAUCGUCGAAGACGAUGAACUUAGAUCAAUAUUUACUUAUUUAGAACCUCGUGCAGUAGUACCUUCUGCUGACCUUGUAAAAAGACAAAUUACAACCAAUUUUGAAAAAGAACGUAAAGGGCUUCAACAAAAAUUGCAGGAAAUUCCUGGAUGUAUAGCCAUUACAACCGAUAUUUGGACAACCUCUAAUAAUGAAAAAUCAUUUAUGGCUGUCACAAUUCAUUACCUAAAUGUAUCAUGGAAAAUUAAGCAUAUUCUUCUCGACUUUAUUUUUAUGGAAGGAUCACAUACGGGUGCUGCAAUUGCAAGUGCUAUGGAAAAUUGUCUUCAAAAAAAUAGGAUUAUUUCAAAGUUAAUGGCGAUAACAUGUGACAAUGCGUCUUCCAAUAUAAAAUUUUUGAAUGAUUUUUCUAAUUCUUUAUCAUUAGCUGGUUUUUAUUUUGACAGUACACAGCAAUCAAUACGGUGCUUUGGCCAUGUUUUGAAUCUCACUGUUCAAAGUAUUUUGAAUGUUGUUGGAGAUGAGUUAGGAAAG
Molecule: messenger RNA, 728 nt
Organism: Cetraspora pellucida
Lineage: Eukaryota; Fungi; Glomeromycota; Glomeromycetes; Diversisporales; Gigasporaceae
Source: the annotation of a GenBank genome assembly